This is a messenger RNA of Notodromas monacha, 1813 nucleotides long. The record is from the annotation of a GenBank genome assembly. NCBI's taxonomy places the organism in Eukaryota, Metazoa, Arthropoda, Ostracoda, Podocopida, Cyprididae.
AUGACGGGGAGUGAAGAAGAACGCAUGGAGGUGGACGAAGAUGAGCACCAAACCGACAACGACGGGGUAGUAAAGAAAUCAAAGAAGAAGAAAAAGAAGAAGGAUAAGAAGCAUCGCCAUAAAGACAAGGACCGGAAGAAUAAGGAUGAAGUGCCAAAUUCUUCGACGGCGUCGCGAGAUGCGAAGCUACUGAAUGCGGUUGCUUCAAAGCUUUUGUCGAUGUUUGAGUUGAAAGACGAGCGCAAAUUUUUUGCUUGGCCGGUGACUGACCAAAUCGCGCCUGGCUAUUCAGCCAUCAUUGCAAGACCAAUGGAUUUUGCAACUAUGCGCGGCAAAAUUCGGUCGGGAAAGUAUACUUCUUUAAAAAAUUUCAAGGAGGAUUUCGAACUGGUCUGUACAAAUGCGCAAACCUAUAAUCAGCCUUCAACUGUGUAUUACAAAGCUGCCAAGAGACUUCAGCAUUACGGGAAGAAGGCUAUGCAUUCAUCGCGGAUUCUUGACUUGAAAUCCGAAUGUCCCGAGUUUGAGGAUCUUACGUAUGACGACUUGGCGCGCGAUUUUCAACCGUCUGUGGAACCGGCAGCUGCUGCCGACAACAAGGAGAAAUCUAACGACGAAGACACAGAUCCUGAGAAGAUUUUGGAAACUGCUACAAGUGCGUUGAAAGGUGUCCAUGCAAAAUUGGCCAUGAGGAAAGCUGACUCGUCGCUCGGAUUCUUGCGGCAGCGUCCUGAUGGCACGACAACGCUCAACAUAAUUGUUCCUCCUAUGAAAACGGUGGACACGAAAGAAAAGAUCGUCACUCUGGGCACGUCUGUCGGCAAGCUCACACACGGCACGGGAUCCAUCCAAGGUUUCAAAGAAGACCGACGUAAUGUCGCCAAAAUCGGGAAACCCAUGUCCUACGGACCCUACAAUACCCACGCGCCGCUUUACGACACGACAUUUGCAUCAGUGAAUGCCGAAGAAGCCAAUUUGCUUUUGUCUGCGUGCGGAUCCGAGCUCGGUGUGAGCUAUGCUGAAAGCUUGCGCAGGUUUUGCGCUGAUUCGGAGUAUUGCUUGAAUUUGGCCAACGACGUGAUUGAUGCUAUCACUGGAGGAGCUUACUCGGAUGCGAGGGUGGUCAUCGGGAUUCGGGAAGAUGGGUUGACGAAGGUGGACCAGAAAAUUCGAUCGAGUGUUUCCCCUCAGGGGUCUGCCGAGACACCGCAAAUUGGUUCGAAGAUGGAUUUUGAAUCGUUGAAAAGCUUGGAAAAUGACGGCAUUGACGUUUCUUUUUUGGACGAAAUGGAAAAAGAAGACAAUUUGCGAGCGGAUAUGUCCAAAAAGUUGAUGUCUGCUGGAAAGUUGUUGGAAGAUCUGAAAGAAUCGCAGGAUAAACGAUUGUCCUUGCCACCGCCGCAACACUUGCUAAAUUGUCCUCCCCCAUCCCAGGACGAAAUCUUGUUGGCUCGUAACGUUGUGACGUCAUUGACGGACAUUUCGAAACAAGUUCCACCGGCUUGUGUUGCUCCUGUGACUGGUCUCAGAAAAGCGAUGGGGAUUGUUCCUUCCGCUCAUUAAAUCACAGUUGUAGAUUUUUAAUUUUAUUUGAUGUAAUGUUGUUCGUUGGUCUUCGGUUGCCCGCUCGUUCACCUGCCGAGGACAUUUCGGUGCAGUGAAUGUUUCGAAUCGGUACUCUUCUGGAGGUACAUUGACUGCUGGCUAUUUUCCGCGCAUCUCGUGCGUUUUUUUUUCUUUUUUUGUCGAACGGAGUGCUUGUGUAUUUUCUAUUUGAAUGCAUCGCAUUUUUUCUGUUUUUAUUCAAUCCGGU